Gryllus bimaculatus (two-spotted cricket) is the source of this 1584-nucleotide messenger RNA. The record is from the annotation of a GenBank genome assembly. NCBI's taxonomy places the organism in Eukaryota, Metazoa, Arthropoda, Insecta, Orthoptera, Gryllidae.
AUGACAAGCGGACAGUGCGGGCGGCGGGCGCGGCUGCGAACGGCGGGCGGCGGGCGGCGGUGGGCGGGCGGCGGUGGCGGGCGACGGUGGCGGCGCGGGCACGAGCGGCAGCGGCGGGCGGCGGUGUGGCGGCGGGCGCGGUGGCGGCGGGCGGGCGGCGGCGGCGGUGGCGGCGGCGGUAGCGGGCGGCGUGGCGGGCGGAGGGCGGCGGGCGGCAGGCGGCGGCGGCGGUGGUGGGCGGCGGCGGCGUGGCGGCGCGGCGGCGGGCGCGGUGGCGGCGGCGGUGCGGGCGCGGGCGCGGGCGGGCGGGCGGCGUGGCGGGGGCGGUGGCGGGCGGCGGGCGGCGGCAGCGGGCCGGCGGUGGCGGGCGGCGGUGUGUUUACUGGUUUUGGCAAAGCGAGCGCGGGGAAGGGCGUCUUUGUCCGCGCAGUGCGCGCUGCAAUUUGCUUUGGCGCGCAAUGCGGUCCGCGCGUCCUUCUGGUGAAUAGCACGCGCGACUCCUUUCGCGCGCUGCAAAAAAUGAGGUGUCAGCGUCAAGGAGCGCAGCCCCCCCCCCUCUCGCCCUCCUCCUGCGCCCCAAGUGGCGACGCCUUCCGCCACCGGCCGCGCCAGCGCCCGCUGCCGCCACCUGCGCAAUUACGCCCCUUUGAGGACGUUCUCCUCAGCCGCUUUCUUUCGCGCGGCAAAAAGGGCUUUCCAUUUAUAUCUCGCAUCCGCCCCCUCCGCCCGUCGCCACCGCUCCGCUCUGCGCCCAAAUCCAUUACGCAAAGACCUCCUGCCUCCGCCUGCGCCCAGACCGCUGUCUCCGCUCCGUCACGCCACGCCCCUGCCCGAAAUCACACGCCCCUCGCGCGCCGUCCUCGGCCCGGUCACGCCUGCCCUGGCCCUCGCUGCCCCCCCGCCCCACCGCCGCCCGCCCGCCCGCCCUGCCCUGCCUUCCCAAUUCCGCCCUGUCUCGCCUUGGUCUCUCCUGACCCGCUGUCCGGCUCUGCUGCCGUGUGCCGCUCCUCCACAGCAACGUCCGCGCGAGGCGCCAGCGUGGGCGGCGUGGGCGUGGCGGCCGGCGCCGCCCCCGGGGCGGAGUUCAGCGCCGCCCCCGACCAGCCCGCCUUCGCCACCACGGGCAAGACGUACCGCAUCGUCACCAAGGACACCGUCGUGUUGCCCUGCGAGGUCACCAACGCCGGCAACUACGUGCUGGUGUGGAAGCGCGGCAUCGCCGUGCUGACGGCUGGCUCCACCAAGGUGAGCCCCGACGAGCGACUGCGCCUGGUGGACGGGUACAACCUGGAGAUCCGCGACGUUGCCACGUCGGACGCCGGCGACUACGUCUGCCAGAUCGGCACCAUGGAGCCAAAGGAGAUCACGCACACCGUCGAGAUUCUCGUGCCUCCGCGCAUCCACCAGGUGACGUCGAACGGGGAGCUGGACGUGAAGAAGGGGGCGACGGUGACGCUCGAGUGCCGAGCCUCGGGCAACCCCGUGCCCACCAUCACCUGGACCAGGAAGGUGGAAUUUCUGUUAUUGUCAAUGCCAGGUGUAGAUACUAAUUCAUACCACUCUUCGGAGGAAGAAAUGAGCUGA